This is a messenger RNA of Morone saxatilis (striped sea-bass), 4839 nucleotides long. RefSeq names its product family with sequence similarity 13 member A (gene fam13a). The transcript has 27 exons. NCBI's taxonomy places the organism in Eukaryota, Metazoa, Chordata, Actinopteri, Moronidae. Bases 153 to 3572 code for a protein of 1139 amino acids. Gene Ontology annotation, biological process: signal transduction. The record is from RefSeq and is a predicted model, not a curated record.
UAUUUGGAUGGCACAUUUUAAGGUGAAAGGGAUUCCCACCACUGGGAAAAGUCCAAGAGUGUGUCCUGGAACAGAGUGAGGAGAGGAGGAGGGAAGAUAGCAGCAGUUUUUGCCCUCAUCUUAGCCUCUGCAGGCGUUUCUUCUGUGGAAGAAUGGGGGCAGGAGCACUAACCAUCUGUCACAACAAGACAGCGGUGCAGGUUAAAGAAGACAUGAAGAGGAUUGUCCAGAUACCCAUACUGCGACCCAGGACAGUGGCAACCAAGCACACCAAGCUGUUUGGAGUAUCUCUGUUUGAGCAGCAGGAGAAGGGCCUGGUGGAGGAUGGUGUGCCUCUGGUGUUGCGGAGGAUGGUGGAGCAUCUUCGCAAGCAUGCCUUGCAUCAGGAGGGUCUGUUCAGAGUGAAUGGGAAUGUGCGAGCUGUGGAGACCCUGAAACAGCGGCUGGAGAGCGGAGAGCAUGUGGACCUUCUCUCUGAAUCUGACUCGUGUACGGUGGCCAGCUUGCUCAAACAGUACCUCCGGGAUCUGCCGGAGGGUCUGGUAGGCUCAGCAGUUCAACAGGCACUAAUACGUCACUACCAAGAGUGCGGUGAUGAUGUCUCGUGGUCAGAUAUGAGAGACCUGCUCCAGCAGCUUCCAGACAUCCACCACAACCUCCUCUGCUACCUCUGCCACUUCCUCACCCUUGUGGAGUGCAACCACAAGGAAAACCGCAUGACUGCCUUCAACCUCGCCACUGUCUUUGGACCCAGUGUCUUCCAUGUGGCUCCUGGUUUCGAGGCAAUAAAAGAGCAAAAUAUCUGUAACAAGAUCAUGGUCAAGCUCAUCCAGAACUACAACAACAUAUUUGAGAGCGGCAGAGAGAGGGAAGGCUGCACAGAAGAGCUGUCGACCCUUAUUAUUGUCAAGGAGGCGCACGUGACAGACACAGAGAAGUCACCCAGCCAUCCCAGUGCACAGACACCAACGCCGGUUCCCAGGACAAAGGUUGGACAUAAAAACCCGCCGCAAAAUGCAGAACCUCUCAAGCAAUCUUCCACUAACACUCCAAAGGCGAGGCCAAGGAAAAGAAAGGUGAGGAAAGGGAAGAGUGACAGCAUGGCCCAAGUCAUCCCUCAGCCCCGCCGCUCUGCUGGGUUGCCUCAUGCGAGACCCCUGUCCAUACCAAUAGUUCUGCCCCUAACCUCUGAGCUGAGGAGCCCCAGUCCGGAGGCGAUGGAUACAGCUCCCAUUGCACUGGCUCGGAAGGACACCCCGGACACUGCCUCGCAACUCAGCCAUCUCGACGUCAGCUCCUCUGGCAGCAUGGAGGCCCUCAGCAGCUCCCAAGAAGAAGAGAGGCCAAUAUCUCCUUUCUACAUGAGUAACCACCUCUCCCCUGUCCACUGCAGACCAGAUGUGGUAAAUUUUCUGGACAGGACGAUACGUUCAACAGUGGAGCAGCACCUCUUUGAUGUAAAUCCUUUAGGGGGUCAAAGUGCAGAGGACUGUCAAUUGACACCAUGUCCACUGUCUCCAAGUGUGACGCCAACUGCCCGACAGAGACGUCGACACCUGAGAGAGCAACAGGAAGAUGAGCUGAGACACAAAGAAAGAAACAGAGCUGCGUCUAUCAGAGCAGACACCAACAAGGAGAACAUCCCGUCGAGCAGUGGAAGCAGUUCAGGCAGCGUGGGGGAGGACACGGCCAGCAGCGUGGACUCGCAGGGAGGCCAGAGUGGUCACACUGAGCGAACCUCCAAACCCAGGAAGUCGAAACACAGCCCAACACUGGUGCAGCUCACCGACAACCAGGACGCCCACGCAUUAAAGGAAUGUGUUGGUGAGAGACCUGGAGCAAACCUCAUGGAGACAUUUCAGAAAGGGAACGACAUUUCAAGAAAAGAUGGUAUUCCUUCUCCUCCACAGACGUUCAGGAUGAAGAUCCAGGAGUCGCCCGUCACUUGUGACACGGGGAGGGUCGGCGGAGAGGUGCGAGGCUCGGAUCCGGAUUGCGAGAAGACGAGCUGCGAGGACGUUCCCCGUCUGGACCUGACAGCGCUUACCGAGGACAACAACUGGGGAGAUUCUCCGUUCUCUAACACCUUUGAUUUCAAAAGCAUUUUUUAUCCAAGUUGUUGUGAUGAACCAGUCCCAGCGUUCUCGCCACUGCAGAGGGAGAGCAUGGACCGCGAGGAAGCUCGGCUGUCCCCUCACGCCGGGGGACGCCUGAUCCGCCAGCUGCUGGAGGAAGACAGCGACCCGAUGCUGUCCCCUCGCUUCUACGCCUACGGACAGUGCCAGCAGUAUCUGGAUGACACUGAAGUGCCUCCUUCACCGCCAAACGCACACUCAUUUGUCAGCCGCAGACGCAGUUCGUCUCUUGGCUCCUGUGACGAUGAGAAAGAGGAGCUGACAUCCGCCCAGCUCACAAAGAGGAUCCACAUACUGAAGAAAAAGAUCCACAGGUUCGAGGAGAGGUUUGAAGAGGAGCGGAAAUACAGGCCCUCCCACAGUGAUAAAGUUGCAAACCCAGAGGUGCUGAGAUGGGUAAAUGAACUGGCCAAGCUUCGUAAAGAGCUAAAAGAACACAAGCUGAUGAAGUCUGAAGAGGACCUGCCGCCUCUGACCCGUCAGCGCAGCAACACGCUGCCCAAAAGUUUCGGCUCUCAGCUGGAGAAGAAACCCCAGCAGGAGAAAGUGCCGAAGCCUCCGGUGGAAAGCACCCUGGAGACGAUAUCGAAGAAGCUGCAGGAGAAGAGAGAGGAGGUGAACCGCCCAGAGGAUAUCAAGGAUAUGACACGGGAGCAGAUCGGAGCAGAGAAAGUCGCCCUGCAGAAAGCUCUCCUCUACUACGAGAGCAUACACGGCCGACCAGUCACCAAAAGCGAGAGCUGCCCGUUCGUCCUGCCGCUCGUUGACACGCGAGCGAACGCAAAGAUCGCCACAUUGUCCGAACGUCUGCAGACACUUAAUCCCCUGCUCAUGCUGGCUUCAGUGCCUGUUGUGGGAACCAGUGGCAGCCGUGCCACAGACGUGUUAUCCACCUUUCAAGGCUCUAAGUCCAGCUUUAGCAGCUCAGGCUCUCCCUCCAGCAAGCGCAGAGGUCCCCUCCUUCAGCCCAUUAUCGAGGGCGAAACCGCACUCUUCUUCGAUGAUAUCAAGGAGGAAGAGGACGGCUCGGAGGACGACGGAGACUCAGUGAAGACGCAGUUCACUGUGACCGUCCGGCCCGACGUCAGCGUGCUCAGCUUCCUGGACCACAUGGACGAGGAAGCGGACGGUUUCAUUUCGCCCGUGGACGAACUCUCACCCUCUAAGAACACGACAGACAUGAGGCUGUCCAACCUGCAUUCCGCCACCACGCAGGAACUUGUGGAGCAGCUCCAAGAGGCCCGUGAAGAGAAGAAGACACUCCGCAAGAACCUGAAAGAGUUCGAGGACCAGUUUUUUAGACAAAAUGGAAGAAAUGUGCAGAAAGAGGACCGCUCCCCGUUGGCAGUGGAGUACAACGAAUACAAGCACGUUAAAGCCAAACUGCGGCUGCUGGAAGUCCUCAUCAGCAAAAGAGAGUCGACAAAGUUCAUCUGAGAACAAAUAAAAGACUCUAAAAAAAAAAAGGACCGAUGCUUAGUCUCUAGAGAUACAGUCAAACACAUCUCACCCUGCUGGUGAAAAGAUCUGAUUUUCCUUCUCGCUGCCGUCUGUGCCGCUCACGGCUUCUGACUCGUAGGGAAAAACGGGUGGUUAAUCCGCUCCUUCGACCACAGCGGGGGGGGUUUUUCCCCUCUGGAAGCCUGCAGAGAUCUGCCGACCUGCGACUGAUUCAAAGCGACACAAAGUCAACUGCUUCACCUGAGAAGUGCAUCUCCAACCAAACCUCACAUUCACAAGAGGACAGUUAUUUUUCCCAAUGACUAAGCAAGACGCACACAAAUAACCUGAAUCACACUUUUAUUGCUAAUAAUUUAUUUCUAUCUUUUUGAAUGUUUUUAUUGGAACGGAGAAGUUAUUUUUUUUCUCACGCUUUACUGUAGAAGUCUUAAAAAAAAAACAAUGUAAGUAAAAAAUAAUAGAUAUGAAAUUAUUGCUAUUUUUAAAAGAAGGAUUUUGCGAUCAAAAUGUUUGUGUAUUUUUUUAAGGGAGACGUUACUGUUUGUGUAACUUUAAUUAGCUUAACAGUAUUCACUAAAUGAAUAGCUUUCUCUAUUUCAGUUCUAACUAUCAUAUAAUGUCUGAAAUAAUCUUAUGUUGCUUCUCUAGAAGUUAAAUCGAGUAUUUGCUCACUAAAAGAAGUGGUUUUGAAUUGUAAUACAACCCAAAGACAGUGACUCAGAGUACAAACUGCGAACCAAAAUAGCUCAUAUUCAACAAAACAGCUUAUUUUUGUGAUCACUGGUACUUUCUUAAGCAUCUCACUGUAUAUUUUAUGCAUUGACGUGCUUUUCCCCCUCCUCCCAUUUACUUAAUGUCAAAUAAGCUAUUCCUCGUCUUGGAAUCACUGGUAUCUUUUUGCUCACGAUGAUGAACAUCGACAAGGACGUUUUGUGAGACGACUCUGGAGGACAGAAAUGACGCUAAAAGCUUGUUUUCCCAGCAGUCUUUGUUUCCCUCUCAUUCUCUCCAGAGCUCGUUUUUUGUUCUUUUGUACAUAUUGGAUCACUGUGUAUGUUUACAUUUCUGUGAGCGAGUACAUUUUUCCUUUCUUUCUCCAAAAUGGAUGAUUAUCAGUGUGAAUUUCGUUUUACUGAAUGUAAACACUGGCGAGGCUUAAUGAAUUUUGAGUGUGUACAUUUUAGUACAUAAAUUGUAUUUGUAUUUUGUAUAUAAUAUGAAUGAAAUCAUAUUUUUACUGAAA